This is a messenger RNA of Polyodon spathula (Mississippi paddlefish), 4065 nucleotides long. RefSeq names its product prostaglandin F2-alpha receptor-like. The transcript is spliced from 4 exons. Gene Ontology annotation, biological process: adenylate cyclase-activating G protein-coupled receptor signaling pathway; positive regulation of cytosolic calcium ion concentration; inflammatory response. Gene Ontology annotation, molecular function: prostaglandin F receptor activity. Gene Ontology annotation, cellular component: plasma membrane. Bases 623 to 1750 code for a protein of 375 amino acids. The record is from RefSeq and is a predicted model, not a curated record. NCBI's taxonomy places the organism in Eukaryota, Metazoa, Chordata, Actinopteri, Acipenseriformes, Polyodontidae.
UGUAAUCUGUGGCAGGCGUAUUCGAAAAGUAUUGUUGGUCGUCUUCGAAUUGAACUGCCAAUGCGAUUAAAUCCUGGCAACACAAUUCUAGUUAAAGCUUCCCACUAAUAGACACAAAAUCCCUAGUGAAUGUAAAUGGAUUUUUGAAUCCAUUUAUUUUACUCGUUGCUGUGCAUUGUGAAUACUCUUUGCAGUUUCUAGCUCCACGCAUUUUGUUUUCAUAGCUGACAUGAUAAUUUCUAUUUUUUUUUUCUUUUCAAAAUUUACAUUUCUUAUAUAAGACCCCAAAAUCGCCGGGCUAUUAUUUGAGUCUUUGGAGUGCAGGGGAGGCAGCUGUGACGUUGCCUCUUUAUAGUCAGUGCAUAAGACAGACCUGUGUGUUGGACACACGGAAGAACGCGGAGUAUUUAUGAUUUCACGGGGAUAGAAAUCAAUCCCAAGCAUUCGACUUUUUACUGCUGGUCUCCUGUGCAAAGAUUAGUAAUUUAUUAUAAUUUAUUUGAUUAUCUGCGCCUGAGACUGUGUAGCUUGGCAGGAGCCUUGCCAUUGCAAUUUCUUCUCUUGCAAACCUCUGAUCCAGCUAGAAUCAUUUGAACUAGGAGUGCAGACCUCCCUCAAAGCAAUGGCGUCCAGCAACAUAACAGAAGCUCCAGUGUGUUUGAAUUGGUGUGCCAAUUCGUCCAACACAACCUAUACCAAAAUAGAGCUCUCUAUUAUCAUCUCGAUCUUUUCAAUGACUGUGGGGAUCGUGUCUAACAGCCUUGCCCUGGCAAUCCUCGUGAAGGCCUACAGGCAUUUCAAGUUGAAGUCCAAAGCGUCUUUCCUGCUCUUCGCCAGUGGCUUGGUAAUCACAGACUUCCUAGGACAUCUCAUCAACGGAUCGAUAGUGAUGCUGGUUUACUCCUUGCACAAAGACUGGGAUACGUUUGACCCCCAGAAAAUACUCUGCGGCUUUUUCGGUGCCUGCAUGGUGUUCUUUGGCCUGAGCCCCUUGUUGCUGGGCAGCGUGAUGGCAGUGGAGCGCUGCAUAGGGGUCACCAACCCAAUAUUCCAUUCCACCAAACUCACCUCCAGACACAUGAAGAAGCUGCUGGCUCUGGUCUGGCUCUUUGCCAUUUUUAUAGCUGUGCUGCCAAUCAUGGCAAAGAGGCCCUACGAAGUGCAGGAAUCCAAAAGCUGGUGCUUCUUCAAAAUAAAGAACAAGAGGGACUGGGUGGACGUGUUCUUCCCGCUACUCUUUUCUACUCUGGGAUUGGCGUCCCUUUUCAUUUCCAUCCUGUGCAACACUGUCACAGGCGUCACCCUCAUCAGGUCCAAAAUGAGAAGCGAAAAGCACAGGCAAGGCAGGUCUCACCACUUCGAAAUGAUAUGCCAGCUGUUGGCUAUCAUGCUGGUCUCAUGUAUCUGCUGGGGUCCAUUGCUGGUCAUUGUUAAAAUUGGAAGCACUGAUUCUCAGAAUAAUGUGAGCUGUGAAAAGUUGCUGCUUGCUGUUCGAAUGGCCACAUGGAAUCAGAUUUUAGACCCCUGGGUGUACAUUCUCCUCAGAAAGGCUGUGCUGAAAAAACUUUUUAUAAUAACCAGGCGCUGCUGUGGAUAUAAAAUCCUCAAUCUUUACAAAUGGAACUGCAGCUCUAUGAAAUGUUCCAUGAAGAUGACAGCCAUGUCUAGCCAGCCAGGCUUGGUCCCAGAAAGUUCUAUUAGAAGUGUCAUGCCCGUUACUGUUACUAGUGGCACAGUGCCAUGUACUUGAGGUGAAGGAUGCUAAAUAAAGCAAUACAACCAGAAUCAGCUGGGCUUCCUUCUGUGAAGCACAGAGUUGAGUGAGCAGGUGCUGAAAAGAACACAUGUUCUCCUAGUUUUAUGUUAUGUUAGUACAAUAUCUGUGGGACAGAUGUCUUUAUUUAUUAGUGCUGACCAAAAGCACGCCUAAAACAAUAAUGCUUGAGCUUAUCGAUGCAAUCGUUCCAAAAGAUCUGUGCCAUAUUUAUAGCUACAGCCCAGUAAAUGUGGCCACGUGCAACAGAAAUACGAUAUAGAAAUGAGGAGUCGAAUCAUUUAGCAGAUGUUGUAUAUUAAGCGGUAGCACAAUGUUUCUAGUAGAUUUACAGUUCAUUACUUAAUUUGACCCAUGGCUUCCUUCAUUGGAAACAGCUAUGCUUAUUGGAGUCUGGAUUAUAAAACCAGUAUCAAGAUCAUUUAGUCGAAGCAACUUCAGUUCAUACUUUGUUUUGAAACAAUGUUGUGGUAUAGACAGGUACUGUGAAUUAAGAGUUCAGACCGGUUGUAUUGUACAUUGAUGUAGGGAUACAGAAUUUGCUCUUAACCAGUUUACCUGAAUGAUACUAAAGCUUGUAUGUUUUCUGGUGUAACUAUUGUAAAUACUGUAUUUAUGGGCAAAGCCUGGGUUACAGAAAAGCCCAGGUUUUAUUUAGAAACACGCUAACAUUAUUUUAGUUAAACACCGUUGACCGGGAGAGGUCUUUGGCUGAGAUUUGAGCACACAUAUAAAUAACACCUCCUUUGUACUCUGUGCUUUCAGUGCAAUACAUUUCCAAUCAGAGUAAACUAGGCUAACUAGUAUUGCUAUGUGUAUGGCAGUGUUGAAGGUGGAUGAAUGAAUAAGAAACUCUUUAAAAGCUUGGUUUCUUGUACUCAUAAAACUAACAUUCAUAAUAAAACAUCGCCACGGUGUUAUUUGUGGUUUGCCCUGCUGGAAAUGUUACUGCUCUGAAAAUACACUGUACAAAGGAGCCAUUAUGUAGUAGUCUGCAGGUCAAUUGUAAAGAACUAAAUUACAAUGAUGCUGUGUGCGUCUAAAAUAUGUCCUCACCUGUAGCUUCUCAACUCAGCUCUUUUGGUUGACUUGUCUGUAACUAACAAAAAGACUUUCCAUCUGUGUUAUGAAGCAAACCCAUCAGUCUGGGUGUGUUUCCAGCACUGGUAACAAUCUCAAACCACUGGUAAUUCGUAUUGGUAUCCUAGGCUUACCAGGGUUAAAUAUGGACCAAUGCUUUUGUGAAACAUUCAACAGAUUUCUAUUUACCAGGGAAAUGAAGGCAAACAGCAGGUAAUGUCCAGGUCGUUGAAUGUAAAUAAGGUGGCAAAAUAACAAAGGCAAGAACUGGUAAAAAAAAAAAAAAAAGACAUGCUUGCAUUGGAAAACUGUUAAAAUAUAUGUUUAAAUAUCUGCUGUUUGUGAUAUAGUUAAUGUCCUGCUUGUAUAUUGUAUUGUUUGUUUAUCUGUGAAAACUAUACUACUGGCAAUGUGCUUUGGUACUUUGUGAUCUAAGCGUUUCAGAUUGAUUGUAGCUGGGGAGCUUUCCAAGGAUCUGUCUUGGACCUGGCAUCUGUCCCCACUGGAAACGUGUAUGAUAAACAGUCUUGACAAGUCAACAGCAUCCUAUUACUGGUUUGAGCCAAUUGCUAAAAAACAGGGUCUUUGCUUUUUAGAAAUGCUGUGGAUGUGCUUUCUCCCCACUCCCCUGAACCCCUGCAGCACUGAUACAUUAGUAUAAGCUGAUCAUACUUUGCCGAGAUCUGACCUUUUCAGACCACAAGAUAAUAUCCUGAGCCUCAAUGCUGUAUUUUAAUAGAAUGAAUCAUCUCUAACAGAGCUGUUGCACGUAUUUCUUCUACCUUUAAAAAGCUUUUCCGUGCUCUUGCUGGUCUGGCAAUUUCUCAAACAUGUUGUCCCUCGUAAGGCUUUGCCAGCUUCUUGCGAAGCCUAAGUGAAGCAACAGAACAAACAGCAGGCAUUGUUCAACCCCCCUGGCAGUUGUCUGUGUACAGUUUGAAUCGUGCCAACGUCAAGGAUGUUACUACCACCGAUUCAGAAUUUCCAUUGCUUAAACAUUAAAUGUUUGGGGUUUUUUUUUAGUCUAUGGUUUGCGUCUGCUUAUUUACUCGUUAACUGCAACAUUUUAAUGUAUCAAUAUUAUAUAAUCUAUUGCUAUUCAGCAGAUCAUUGUAAAGACAGGCUAAUUACAAAUAAGAGAUUGUAGAUUCGGAAUAUAUCUUAUUUUUAUUGAUAUUGGCCUUUAUAUCAGUAUUAGCUUCAAUAUGCAG